AUGGCUUACCAAAGUCUGAAGCUAAGCACCAGAGACUCAUUUCUUUCUUCAUGUUCGAACUCAGACCGAUCCAGUACAAAUCUGAGAUCACAAUUUAAAAAAAUUUCCGAUCAACUAGGAACUUUAACUCCUCUUGAAAAAUCGGAUAUCGCUUCCUUAGGGUCUUCAUUUUCUACAUCUUCAAAACUAAUGGGCCACCACACUCGAAAACCCCAGCGGCAUUUCACUUGCUUUACUCCAAAAUCGCCUACACUUAACUUUCAGAUCAGCCAGGAUCAAAUGAUUACUAAUAUUAUCCAAGAUUGUGACUUAAUAAAAGAUGAAAUUGUAGGUGCUUUAAAAUCUGCGACAAAAGACGCAAAGUCAGCGAAAAAAGAUGUUUUAAUUACAAGCCAAAUUGAGCGCUCUGAUAAAUUUCAUUCUUUGCUGCAUGAAGGGAUAUUUGAACAAGAAAAGAGAAAAAUAGGGCUCCAUGUCAAAUGACCGUGGAUUUUUGACAGUGUGCAUUUCAUCGAAAUCCAUUUGGUCGAAAAUUUUUGAUAGUGAGGACAUUUGGCCGAAAUUAACGGUUUUUUUUCGGUCAAAUGUCUCACUAUCAAAAAUUUUUCGGUGAAAUGGACACUCAAAAAAGCAAAGUCAUUUGACCUGCACCCGAAAAAUAGAAGAAAAUUAUAAAAAUUUACAUUAUAAUGAAGAACUCAGUAAAAAAUAUGAAAAAGUUCGAUCACUUUUGGCGCCAUCUAGAGAAGGAAAUUCACGCCUGCCAAAUAUCGAAGAAAAUGAAGACAGAAAAGACCAUUGUUUUAUAACAAAAGAAGACUUAACAGACGGUGAAACUGCUUAUAUUUUAUCUAUCAACAAAAGAUGCUUUGGUGAAAGUUUUUCACCUAAUGUAAAAGAGUCUCCUGAAAAAAUCUGCCAAAAAGCAAAAACAAUGAUAAGUGCUAAAGAAAUUUCUCCUGAAGAAACAAUUCUUACUGAUAUAAAAUCAAUAAUGUCUAAAAAGAAUGAUUUUUCGCCCAAAAAAGUUUCUUCUUCAAGAUAUUCUGGAUUUAAAUCUAAUUCAGACAGAAUUCUUGAAAAAAUAAAAAAUCAGCCUACAUCACCUUCAAUGCAACAAAAUUCGGCUGGUCUUGAUCGAAUUGGAUCGCCAAGUUUUUCCCCUAUUAAAAAGAAAAAUAGCUUGCCACAGUUAAAAUUAAAUUAUCCAGGAGUAAAAAAUAAAGUACAAGACAGUAGUCCUAAAGAAAAAUUUAAUCAGAAAAAAGGUCAUAAAGGAGAAAUUCAUGUAAAUUAUUUUAAAAAAAGAACGCUUGAUAAAAAUUUAAUGGAAGCUUUUAAAGAUAUCAAGCUGGAGCCUAAAGAUUUUAAGCUAAAAAGAAAAGUUGAGAAGUUAAUGACAACGAGGCAGAAUUUAAUUUACACAAAUAAAGAACUAUCUCUAAAGCUAUAA
Blepharisma stoltei is the source of this 1453-nucleotide messenger RNA. NCBI's taxonomy places the organism in Eukaryota, Ciliophora, Heterotrichea, Heterotrichida, Blepharismidae. The record is from the annotation of a GenBank genome assembly.